CCGGCCGCAGAUAAGCAAAGCCAUGACCGCAGCGCCUCGGGGUCCAGAUCUCAGUUUCUUAAACGAGGAGGAAGCGAAGGCGAUUUUUCAGGUGCUGCAAAGGGACUCGGAGCUCCGGCGGGCUGAGAAGAACAGAAUCAGCAAACUUCUGAAGACAAAGAACUCCAAAACAGGGCUGCAGGGAGUAACUGGAGAAUGGUUUGAAGAAAUACAAAGAAAAAAAUUUCAGAAUUACGUUGAUGUCAAUAAAAUGCUAAAACCACCAUUAGAACAUCAGAUAAAGAAGAGCAAGAACACCAUUAGUCAUUAUAAACCAGCAUAUCACAUAGUCUGUCCAAAAAUGUCAAUAAAAAUAAAUUUUCUUGGCAAAAAAGAUCAUAAAGAAUUAAAAAUGUCAUCCCGUGCAAAUCCUCAAGCACAAAAGAACACUACAACUUCCUUUCUGGGGUUCAGAUCACCUUUUGCUUGGCUUUCCUACUUCAGAAAAUCAAGGAAAAACCAGACUCAGAAGCAACCACGGUAUGACAGUUCUGCAGACCCAAGUUCAAAAGUGGAAGAAAUGGCAACGGCUGAAGUGUCGAAUUCCCCAUUGUCAGCUGAACCAAGUGGUCAUUCUUUUGAUGCAAACCAAAAUGAAAUGAUGGAGAAAAUUACACAGGAAUGGAAUGAACAGCUAGAGAAGGAGUUUUUCAGUGUUCUAAAUGAUCUGGAUGACCAGCUGGCCCAGGAACAAGCCCGAGAGCCAUGGGACAGGACAGUUUCUACCAGCAGUGUAUCAAAUGCACGAUACAGUAGUGCAUUCUCUACUUCAACAAGGCAGACUGCUGGUAGGGGGCAACACAGAAAUGACUGGAGUGAGAUGCCUGGCACAUUUUUCCCAGAUGGACUGAGAACAAUGAGGGCCAAAGAUGAACACAAGAUUUUCAUCAGACCAAGGAAAUUACGCAGUGCAUACAUAAACUGGCACCAGGCAGCCUUUCAAGAAGGUUACAGGUAUGGUGAACCUGCUGAUGGAAGCCCUCACCUGCAGGGCAGGCAGCUGUCUUCUGCUUCUUUCGGGCGGUCCUCAGAAGGUAGCUUGUACCCUCCUUCUGUAACACAGAACAGUGGGUUUAGACACAAGAGUUGUAUGAACAGGGAUACAGCAGGCAGAAGCUACUCGGUAUGUUCCCUUCGGAGGUGUCCAUCAUCAGUAUCUUCUGACCAGCUAUCAGCAUCCAGUUUACAAAAUCCAUUGGCAAGGGAGAGCAACAAUGGUUUUGUACCAAGGUUUGGUCGACAGAACCCAAAAAGAAUUCCCCUGUCUUCUAUUGUAUGGAACAACACACCAGAUUCACCUGGACAAACAUCAGCUCCAGAAAAAGUGUUUAGAACCCAAUCACUGAUGGAAUUUCAUGCUACAGACCAUGGCAAAUAUCCUAACUCUUUGCAAGAAACCAAGAAAUAUGCAUAUUACCACCCAAAACACCACUACAGAAGAUCUAUUUCAAGCAGUAAUUGCUUUAGUAGAGUUAGUUGCCCUGACGAAGCUACUUCUCCAUUGGCCUUUGAUAACUGGGAAAAUUACCCAUUAUACAAAUCAGAAAAUAAUCUCUCUAGAUCCUACUUCAGAGAUAGUUCUUCUCAUGGCAAAUUCUAUACAAAUCAAAAGAAUUCUUCUUAUGGAAGAAAAGACAGGUAUCCUUCUUGGGCUGAUCCUCCUCAGUACUACGGUGAUGAAGCAUUUAUUUCCUCUGAUGCCAGCUCCGACAUGAUGAUGUCUAGUUUGAAUGACCAGCAGUGGCCACAUACUAAGAAUGCCAAGUUUGGUUCACAGUGCCUGCAGAAUGAUUUUCACAUAUAUUCUCCAGAAAAUAUGAAUGUCAAAAAGAUAACAAGAAGUGCAAGCAGAACUUUUUCAGAAUUCACUGAAGGCUGUCAGCCUUCGCUAAGUUGUAACUCUUCAAUUUCUUCAUCUAGUUCCAGAACUGAUGAGUCAGUCUUUCCUCGUAUGAAGGACCUAACAAAGCCUAUAGGACUGAACAGGAACUCAGUUGCUGUUACUCAAAGAAGUAGUAGGGCAGGCUUUUCACAACUGGAAAAGGUUAAAGGUGUGAAACUGCCAGAUGAAGACCUGCCACCGUUACAGUCCAUUUCUCAACAUUCAGAUAAAACCUACGUUAACACCCAGAGUUUUCCCUCUAGCAGCCCUGCUUCUGCCAUGUUGCAAAGCGUUGCACUUCUCUUUAACACGAUGAGAUCAAAGAGACAACCCCAAGUCACUGGCAGAGGAGAUAUUGCAAAAACAUAUACAUCAAACAGUGAUGAAAGAAAUGUACAAAUGAAGGAAAAUUAUUGCCCACCCAAUAGUGUGUUCUGUUACCCUCCCUGUGUUUUGCCUGCUGAUGAGAGCAGGAAGGAACUUUUUCUCCCAUGUCAGAAAGAAUGGGAGCAUAAUCUGCAUUAUGCAGCAAAAAGAGAGAUCAUCAAACAAGAUAAUUACAGUGCAGAAGCCAUUAACCAAGCUGCCCCAAAGAGACUGUCCUCACUGCUGAAUGUUGCUUCUGCUCCAUCCACUGAAAAAUUAGAAAACUGUCAAGGCAUAUUGUCCUGUCCUCAGUGUUCAUCUAGCUCCUCACAAACCUCUCCACAAGCACUUUCUCAUAAAGACAAUUCUAAAUGUUUAGGAACACUAACUAGCUCUUCAGUAAAUUGCACAGUUACUGAAUCUCGAGCAGAAGGUGGAAAAACAGCUCAAAUGAGCAAAAUAGGUGUUGCCAAAAAGAUUUCACAGAAUGCCCUGCAAAAUGCAAGCACUUUACUUACUAAGGACUGUAAUGGACAAUUCCCUACUAGUUCUCCACAAGAUGGAAAUUCUGGAAGUAUUUGUAUGCGUAGCUUUGGUGAAGACUCCAAGACCUCGGAACACAGUGUAAGUUAUUUUUGCCUUGAAAAAGAAAGUGGUAAAAUAAGAAGUGAUUCAUCUUGUACUGGAAGGCUUCAUAAGCAAGACAGGUUGCUGAGACAUAGCAGUAGCUGCAGCAUUACUGGCUCCCUGAGCAGAAACAGCCUCAAAUCUCCUGACCCACUUGUUAUUUAUUACACUUUGCCUAGGAAAUCAGCGAGUAUUGCUGGUACCAUCAUGGCAGACACUCCCAUCUCCUUACCAAGAGAAAACAGGGAAAGAUACAACUGUUUAAGGUCUGAAAAUUCACGUAGAGCUGAUGCUUUUUGUUCUUAUCAGAGAUAUUUGUCUUGUUUAGACUCAAAAAAUUCUUUUUUAAGAUCACCAUCAUUAAAUACUGCUGCAAGUUAUAAAGAUUACUCCAGUCCUUUAAUGAAAAGUCGCAGUGAUUCAGAAAGCAGCAGUGCAUCAGCUGAACUGACAGACAAUUGUAAACACCUACGCAGAGGACAAUCCUCUGUGUUUUCAGAUUGUAAUCAAAGGGGAAAUUUUUUGCAGAAAUAUAAAACUACAAGCACCUUUACAGUUUGUGUUGAUGAAGAUCACAUCAAGUAUCAUGAACUAGUUUCAAUUUAUUACACGUUACCACGAAGACAUUCAAAAACAUUUUGUAAACUCUUCAGAGAAAAUCAAGAGGAUGCAGAUUUACCCUGUCCCAAAGAAAAUGCUCCAUCAUCAAGAGUACAAAGCAAGAGAAAUGAAGGUCAUGUGAGUUCAGCAAAUGCUUUUUUCCCCAGUACUUUGGAAAGAGAGGUGCUUUCAUAUUCUUCUGACCAAACAGCUUCAGCUGUGGUCACACCUCUGAACUUAGGAACUGCUGAUGAUAGUGAAGAUGAAAAUUCUCACUUACCUCCUAGCUCUGAGAAAAGAUGUACUUCAAAGUCAAUUAAUAUGGCACAUAACAGGCAAAAUAGUUCAGCAGAUCUUUCGUUAGCAGAAAAUGUGUUUUCUGACGUGGUGACAGAAAAGAUUUCUUUUGGUGGUCUGCGAUCCACUGCAAUAGUGGCUAAGUCAGGUAAGGCUAUUUCUGAUGCUUCAAGCAGUCAAAAUACAGAAAUACAUACAAAAGAAAAGAAGGAAGCCACACUGCUUAUGCCCACUUUAGUAACCCCUCCCAAGCCAGGCAGAUGUUUAGAGAAUCCUUUGUCAACAAAUAAAAAUAGUAUACAGAAGGGAAGCUCUGAAAAUGGCUGUCAUCUCCCCAAAGGGAACAUCAAUAAUAAUAGUUUAUUUCUCCACCCAGGAGAGAAAAGUUCCCUUGGAAGGAGCAGUAACACAGAGCAUGGUGACGUGUCACUUCCUCCUGCAGAAGACAAGUACAGGGAUGGUAGUGAAGUCAAACAGAGGGUAAAUUUCCUACACCAGACCACACCUCUGUAUAAUAAUAAAUGUAGUGGACUGCAAUUAAGGGCUGACAGUUCAAGAAAAAAUACAAAUUAUUUAAACUCUUGUAGCAAAGUGUUUUCAGAGUCUCAGAACAAGGCAUCUGAAGCAAGCCUUCAGAUUGGGUCAAGCAGUGCUGACCCAUUACUUCAGGUAGAUGAAAUGGUUAACACAGGAACAGAUGAAUUAAAGAAUUCAAAAAUUAAUAAAGAGCAAAGCUCACAGAAUAAUCAGAUGGGUAAGGAUUAUAGGGGUUUGCAGGAAUCAGAGAGGCAGAAUGAAUGCAGCCUGAACAUUAACUGUAAACUCCUCAGGGCUACACAAGGUCAAAAGAUAGCACAGAGUGCAGAAGAUGAGAACAAGCCUCUCUCUGCCUGCACAAGAGACAAAAUCAAAGAUAUAGAAAAAAGGAAAAAUAGACCUUCGAUUAAAAAUAAACUGGCAGCUGUUUAUAAAACAAGCCGAAAAUUUUCAAGUAAAAAUUUACCUCCUAAACCACACAUAAGUAACAUUUUUUCACAGAACAAUGGAAGUACCACUUCUUUAGUGCCCCUUGACUCAAUGAUUUCAACAAAUUCUCAUCAGCCAUUGCUGCAGCUGGACAAUGAAAAUCAGAAUCACAGUCUGGACCCUGAUAAAAAUACACCAGGACAAAGAGCAGCUGAGAAUAACACUGAAGAUCAGAACAAUCCUUCUUUGCUUGUUAAUAACACCAACUGGAGGUCUUCUGCAAUCUCAUACUCUCAGAAGGAAGCCAUAAGUCCCAAAAAAACUGCAGUGAAAGUAGAAAAUAGGCCAACUCUUACCACCCUAUUUCCAGAAAAAGCAGUAACCACAAGUAAUAAGAAUUCCCAAACACUUGAUCUCAGGUUAGAAAGCAAAAUCCAGCCCGUAUCUUCCAGUGCUACUACAUCAGAACCACAGAAUGGUGAGAAAAGACGGGCUAUAAGUUGUGCCUACAGUCCUCCCUUGCCAAUUUUAACUGACAGAAACUCAAACACCUAUGUAAAUAUCUGCUUGGAGGCAGGACUGUGUCCAGAGCAAAACUUGAUUUCCCAGGCAGUGCUUGGUCAGUUUCAAAAUACCUCCCAGUCUGCCAGCUUAAAUAAUGUUAACUUGCAGAGCUCUCAGUUGCACAAGAGCCGUGCAAGAAGUCAGCGUGAGCGUCACCUUUCUGAGACUGUUUGUGCUCAGGAUUCACAUGAGACCUUUGCCUCGGGAAGCAAUAUCCUACCCAAAGAUGGUUUACGUGGGAAGAGAUUUAAAUCUUACUCAGAGCUGUUGUCUUGUGAUGAAAAUGAAAACUGGGCAUCAGACAAUGAAAAAUGUUACAGCACUAGAAAUGUGAUGUAUCCUUCUGUUGAGUUUGGUAUAUUUGGCAAAGAGCAACAGUUGGCUUUCCUAGAAAAUAUCAAGAGGUCACUCACAGAAGGGCGAUUAUGGAGACCUUGUCUUCUGAAUAAUCCUGGUGCUCUCAGAGAUGGAGAGGCUCCUUCCAUAAACAGAGCUGAGCUUUUGAGCUCAGGUUCUGCUGGGAGCAAAAUGUCAUCUACUGCUUCAUCUCCCAGAGAGCCAACUGAUAUCUAUCAGGAUGACCCAGCAGCUUAUUCAGAUUCAGACAGUGAUACCACCACUGAUGAUGAAUACUACCUAGAUGAGGUAGAUAAAGAAUCAGAGCUUUGA
Molecule: messenger RNA, 6010 nt
Organism: Calypte anna (Anna's hummingbird)
Lineage: Eukaryota; Metazoa; Chordata; Aves; Apodiformes; Trochilidae
Gene: EXPH5
Product: exophilin 5
Exons: 7
Coding region: 23-6010 (1995 amino acids)
Biological process (GO): multivesicular body sorting pathway; positive regulation of protein secretion; positive regulation of exocytosis
Cellular component (GO): endosome
Molecular function (GO): small GTPase binding
Source: RefSeq, a predicted model, not a curated record